GGUAACGUACUACCGGUAUGUCAUGUAUCGUACUGUAUUUCACACAGAAAGCACGAGCCAAUUGGUGGGAAGAAAGCAGCGAAUAGUUAUCAUUCUUUCAUACCGUAGCUACAUCGCCAUUUUGGAGGUUUACAGUGCACCAGAAGCACUGACCACCUAUUCCUUGGAUCCACCACUAUUCGCAAGCGACAACACCGAUAGUACUUCGAACCAUAGCCAGACCAAAAAAUAUCGAGAAGAAUGGGUGGUGGGAAAAAAAGAGCUCUGGGAGGAAGUGGUCCGUCGUCGUCGUCGUCGAUGAGCGUUGUCGAAAAACUCCAGAUUUUGCGUGGCUUGAGCUGUGGCGGCUUUAGCGAAAGCGAUCUCUCAAAUUGCCUGAGACAAUCUGGUUACCGCGUCGAUGUCGCUGCGGAACGUUUGGUAACCGGUCAAUUUCAACCUUCGAAGAAAGCAAACCGAAACAAAGGAUUCUUUGGAAGAUCGUCAGCAUCCACAGCACCAACAUCGCAAACAAAUGACGGAACCGCACCUUGCCCGCACAAAGUAGCCACAACUCCACGCCAAAAGCCAACCCUUCACCUUCAAUCUCGUCCGGCAAUGCCGCAAUUGCCGUCCGCUGCCAUCGAUUUAAGCAUCGAUGACGAUCCGACUUCCUUGAAAGUUAUGGGGGCAUCCCAUUCUCCGAUGCCUCCAUCGAUGGAAGGGACUUCUCCUUCUUCGUCGUCGUCUUCCAUCUUGGUCACUCCCAAGGGAACGACCCCGGUUGCCAAGAAAGCAAAGGGGUUGGCACCUGUACCGCGUGGUGGAAAAACAACCACCACCAAACCGGGCCACGGAGACGAAGAGUGGCUGUUAUGCCAUCGAUGGGUGGGCGAUGGCGUCAAUCUCAGCCGGCAUGGAGCCUGUGACUACCAAGAAGAAUUUCGCGUCCUAAUGGAGGGAUCGUCCUCGUCUUCCGCCACAACAAAGACCUCUUCCUGCCCUCCAAAAGCGCUUCGGUUUCGGUCCAAGAGCCACCGCAUGGACGGAAGCUUUCCACGCCACCUUUCCUUUCUAGGUACCCUAUUGAAACACAAUCUCAUCCGCCUGAAAGCAACCGCCUUGAUGGAAGAAAAACAGUUGCCCGUCGGUGCCCAGGUUGCCUUUGGGAUACGGGUAUGGAUUGUCGACCCGGUCCGAUUUUUUGCCGUAUUCCGGGAUGGCAACAACAAGAACGGCGGUGGCAGCAGGUCGUCUUAUUCGAAAGAUUUCCUGUAUUCCGGUCGCAAUGCUCGCAUGGGUCAGGCAGCUACAGCAGCUGUAUCGCGUUCUUUACUCGCAUCGUGCCGCGAGUGUGCCUUUUUGUUGCUGCAGUGGGCGCAGCACGGAAAGCAGGAGACUCGCAAUGACGAUGCUGAUGGCAAUGGAACGGGGGGCACAUCAUCGGAAAAUGAAAGCAGCAACAACGAUAGGGGUGUGGACGGCAGCGAUGACGACGACGAUGACGAUGACGAUGGAGGAGACUUGGAUGCCGCAACACCUACCCUGCAUGCGUCUGCGAAGGACGAAGAGGCCGCGAUUCCAGAUUGGGCUAGAGGAGUGCUCGGAGCAGAAAACGGAAACGACAGCACAGCUGUCGCCAAGAAAGUGGAUGACAGCCAUGGCGAUCUCGAAACGGAACACAACGAAAUGGACACUCCCAGAGGGUUUCGAGAGGGGAUCGAUCUGCGACCCUACCAGAAGCAGUCUCUCUACUGGAUGACUCAAAGGGAAAAGAAAUCACCCAGCGGCCGCAAAGAGCUGGUACGGCUCUUGCAAAGGUUAGCUAGGGAAUCAUCAACGACGCACAGGGUAGGAAUACAGCACGAUGACGAAGUGUGCCUGUUGGGACCUAGAAAGGGAAUAUCUUGCGAUUGCGGUCCAGUCGUAGUUGAUACCAAUCAGGUGGAGGCACCUUGUAUUGCUAGAGGAUUCCUCCACGAGAGCGACAAAGACGGCAACGAGGAAUCUGAAGAUCAGGAACUGGAUCACCCUCUCUGGGAACGGCGGUUUUUGUGCAACAAUCACCAAACAAAGGCUUUUAGUUUCUUCGUCCAGCCUUCCUUUCGAAAUGCAGCUCCGGAACCUCCACCAUCUCCUCUUCCCUGUAGGGGUGGAAUUCUUGCCGACUCAAUGGGGUAAGGAUAGUACACUGGGACCGAUUUUAUUCCGCUCGUGUGAAUAGUUUGUAGUGUGAUUCACUCAAUGGACAUACUAAUUUUACUCAAACCUGUUCUUUUCACACCUUCUUCUUCCGAUUUCGUAGGUUGGGCAAAACGGUUCAGCUCUUAGCACUUGUACAAUCCGACAAAGACGAAAACAGCGAGAAGGAAGAUGCUGACACGGCUGACGGGGAGCCUCGCACAAACGACUCUACUCUAGUUGUAUCGCCACUUUCGCUUCUGAAUCAGUGGGAGGACGAAAUAAAGAGUAAAACAACCCUCACGAAUCGAGUUCACUACAACGACGGCAAGAAGAAACAGAAUGGUAAUGGUAGCAAGAAUCACGUCGACAUCGUCCUGACAACCUACGGUACCCUACAAGCCGAACUUCGAACACGACGAAAGGCUGGAGUAUCGACGGGUCUUUCCCUGCUAUCAAAGAAUUGGAAACGCGUAAUACUGGACGAAUGCCACACAAUAAAGAACCAUUCCACGAUGGUAGCCAAAGCAUGCUGUCUCCUCCGUGCCGAACGACGAUGGGUAGUCUCGGGCACCAUAAUUCAGAACUCCUUAAAUGACGUCUAUUCUCUGAUUCGCUUUCUUCGCCACGAACCGUUCUCAGAACACGCCUUCUGGAAUACUACUGUUACGAAGGCCUCAGAUUUCUCCGUGGCUUUAGAUCGAGUCAAGAGCAUUCUUUCCCCAAUCAUGAUACGCAGAACAAAAGAGACGCGGGACAAGACCGGGAAACUGAUCCUCACUCUACCAGACAUCGACUGCGAGUGCGUCCCGGUACAAUUCUCCCCCGAGGAAAGGCAAUUUUACGAGGCUCUAUACCGUAAAUCAUUUGAUAUUUUUAAAGGCUUCAUUCAAGCGGGGACGGCCUCAUCGUCGUGGCUCAAGAUUUUUUCACUGUUGCAGCGAUUGCGUCAAACUUGUUCACAUGUUGCUCUGACCGUAAAGUCUCAUUUGGAUGACGAAGAUUGGACGUCGAAUAUAACGCAGUCGUCAUUAGGAGAUGGAAGUGAUAAGGAUACUUCUACGGAAAGACCAAUAAGGGAGAAGGGACAGACGACCGAAGAUACCAUCGAUCAAUCAUUCUUGGCAGAUUUGCAUCACAAAUUUAAAUCUAUGCAGAGGAAUAGAGUCAAGGCGAAGUCGAAUGAUCAACAGGUUGGUGAUGAUAGCAAUUGCGAUUCAAACGACGCAUAUGCCUCAUCUAUCGCAAAUAUGCUCAACCAAGCUGUUCAAAGUGAUUCGUCAGAAUUAAAUGAAGAAUGCCCAAUUUGUCUCGAUAACAUAACGAUGAAUGAUUCUGCAAUCACACCGUGUCUUCAUAUAUUUUGUCAAGGUUGCCUGCUUGGUGCUUUGGAAAACAGAAAGAAAUGCUCUGGUAGGCCGACGGACUCACACCCGACACACUGCGGAAGCUGCCCCGUAUGUUCGACGGAAAUCGAUACGCGAAGAAUCCUUCGCAUGAACCAUUCCGAGAAUGGGAAAAUCCAGACGACCUUUCUUCAUCAAAACCCACAACAAGAAGGAAAGGAAAACUUGGAAGUCAACGAAGCGGAUGGUUGCGCCAGGAAAAUCUUGCAGACUGCUAUACAAGGAGCAAGUAGUUCAAAAUUAGCAGCAAUCUUGAAAGAGCUGCAUCUUGUUUGGGAAAAGGAGCCAGGUUCGAAGGUUUUGAUAUUUUCACAGUUCCUCGGAUUUCUUGACAUCAUGGAGAAAAGUUUUAAGUAUAGCGGGAUUUCAUACGGACGACUGGAUGGAAAACUCAGCCUCAAAGAUCGCAUGAAAGUUCUCAGCGAUUUUAAUUCUGGGUCGCCGCGGUAUGCUUCGUCUCAUAAUUCAAAUGCUGGAACAGUUUUGUUGAUCAGCAUGAAAGCUGGAGGAGUGGUACGUUCAGUGUACCUUUUGAACUAUCCACUAUUUCAAAAACGAAGUCUAACCAUACCAUUGAAAUUCAUUCUUUUUCUUUUCUCAUCAGGGACUUAAUCUUGUUGCUGCAAAAAGUGUAUUUAUUGUUGGUACGUAAUGUUCGCUGUUGUGAAAUCAUCAACACUUAUGCAAUGGCUGACGUACUUUUUACUUCUCGCUAUUUGUAGAUCCUUGGUGGAAUGCUGCGGUAGAAGACCAGUGCGUUGAUCGAAUUCAUAGGAUUGGACAAUCUGCAAAAACGAUCUACGUGAGAAAGUUCUUUGUAUUGAAUAGCAUCGAAGAACGUAUUCUUGAGUUGCAAAAAAGGAAGAAAGAAGUCGCUCGAGCCGCCCUAUGUGACAAGGCAGCAACAGAAGCAGAAGGAAUAUCUCGUCCAUCUAUUGAUGACUUCAAAAUUCUAUUUAGAGCCUGAUUUAUCAGUUUCCUUUAUUCGGAUUAGCUAUUUCACCGAGAGACUAAGUUUUGCUGCACGUUUCUCUUUGAAAUGAUAAAUUAUUAGCAACCAAAAGUACCCGAAGUAGCGAAGAUAUUUUUAACAAGCUCAAAAAGAAUAGUAAGUUCCGAGGAUAAGACGCGACUCUUCAAGCUAUGUCUUCUAGUACUCUUGUUCAAGUUGAUGGGAAUUAUCGGAUGCAUUUAGAUGAAAUGCAAGUGAUGUCGAGUCCGAUGAUCCACAUCGCGGCAUUGAUUUGGAAAAAUAGCAUGAACAAUAACGGAGAUUGUACCCUCGGCCUCUUCAUAUUAUUUUCUUAUUUUUGUUACUUUAGACCUGAAGAAUCAAAAUCGAUUCCUUUCUGAGAAAUGACCCAUAUGUCUUGGGUAUCUCUAUAUAACUCAUUAUAAUCAAGACCGUAGCCGAUGAUAAAAUUGUUUGGUAUAGAAAAUCCAGCAUACUUUGCGGUGCACUUUUGAGGUUUUCCGAUGCGUUUUGUUAGUAGGCAACAAACCUCAACCGAGGCUGGGUUUGCCUUUUCCUUCAAGAUCGGAAUUAAAUGAGAAAUUGUUGUUCCAGUGUCCACAAUAUCUUCAACUAGAAUCACAUGUUUCUGCUGAAGACUUUCAAAAUCAAACCCUCCCCCAAUU
This is a messenger RNA of Pseudo-nitzschia multistriata, 5204 nucleotides long. The record is from the annotation of a GenBank genome assembly. NCBI's taxonomy places the organism in Eukaryota, Bacillariophyta, Bacillariophyceae, Bacillariales, Bacillariaceae.